Molecule: messenger RNA, 1936 nt
Organism: Porites evermanni
Lineage: Eukaryota; Metazoa; Cnidaria; Anthozoa; Scleractinia; Poritidae
Source: the annotation of a GenBank genome assembly
AUGGACCUGUUCACCAAGGUGCUCACCAGGGCUAGGGACUUCGCCAAAUCCAAACCCGGAUUAUUUGGCCUGCUGUCCGACAACACUAUCACGGUAAAAAAUCUUCUCUUCUCCGCUGUUGUGGUUGGGUUGCAGCAGCUACUGAGCUCCGAACUUUUCGAUUGUCCCUUGGAAAAUCACGUGUGUUAUGGCGUCAUGUUCCUUAUGGCCCCAUUUUUCAUAGUGCUGAUCAUGAACAUUCUACUAAUUGGCGACGUAUGGAAGGUUACCGAUAGGUGUUGUGUACCGUACUAUAAGCGAAAGUUUGAUUGUUUACGUCUUAUUCCCAACAUCUGCAAGUCCCUUGUUGGUCCUUUUGUCUGGCUGAUAGCAUCUUUUGUGGACGGCAAGUACGUCGCGUGCUUCAUGGUUGGUCAGGACAUGGAGAAACGAAAUCUUACCGACGAUAUGGAAAUUGAAAAGUUGGAAGAGGAAUUCGCAAAAGCCAAAGCCUGGUCGCAUAUUUCAGCCUGGAUUGCCUUUUUGUGUUUGGUACUUGGAAUCGCUGUAAUAAUGACUAUAAAGAAGUGUUACUUUAAGGACAAUAUUCUUUGGGAAGGUACAGUUUAGAAUUUUUAAGGUGAUAUAAAAAUUUACUUCAUUCUCUCUUGUUGUAAACUGAUUACAAGGUUUUUUUGUGGCAUUAAUGUAACUUCGUAAGUCAGAGUGGCUGUUACAAUUGGUUGCCACUCCUCCCAAGCGCCCCCCCCCCCCCAACUUGCGUCAUCGAAUGACCUUCACUUACGUGCGUGGGUUUGCCUACCACCAGCGCCCAUAGAGACCAAGCAGUAGAACAUCCUAUGUUAAAUUGGACCGGGUUGACGGAAAGUGGCGCCCUAUGAUUCACUGAUUGCCAAAAGGGCUGAUUUUUAAUAGUAACUACUUUUCUUGGUUGUUAGGCAAACUAUGAUGAUCACGAGUUGUCAAUUUAUUACACUUAAUAAUUAAGGCCAUUUUUAUUCCCAUUCUCUUUGCGUAAUGUCAUAACGCGAGCGGUCACGAGUCGUUCUUUUCUCAGAGCCAGGCGCGGGGAGCGAAGAAGUAAAAUUAUGCAAAUAAAUGGUAAAAGGAGGGGAGAUUAAGGAAGUAAGAGAAUUGUCGCAGCCUUGUCGUGUAAGUAGGUUCAUGUACACGUUAUGAUCAUUGAUUUUUUUUUUUUUUCAUUAUUUUAUUCUCUUUAGACCAAUACACCCUUGAUCGGCGAGAAGCAGUAGCGGCGAUGUUGACCUUCCGUGAUUUUAUAGAACAUCCUAAUGAGCACGAUGACGUUAAAACCGGACCAAAUAAAGCCGGUACCUCGGCGCAACGUUCCGCCUCCGCUCCUUCUUUAAGCGGGACAGGUACUCCUAUUGCCACCAGUUCAAAACUCGUGAUUAAAUCAGCUCCCGUUGUAAGUGACUCGGCUGGAGCAAGUGCGACGGCUAUAUCUGUUCUUUCCAAUGACACCGAGGGAAAUCGCGGGAAAGAUAAGACAAAAGACGAGACUGAUGGGAAACAAGUUAAGAUAAGUCUUUGGAAGAGAGCGUGGCGCUGGCUUACAGGAAAUGAAGAGGAAGGUGGGCAAAACGACAACGCCGAAAAGGACAAGGAAAAAGGCAUCACAGGUCGUUUUAUUGGCAAAGAGGAGGAAAUUACAAUUUAUCCUGAAGGUAUUCCUGAGCAGACAGGUAAAAAGUUUGUUGAAGAUCUGUUUGUUGGCCGGUCAAGCGACCCCAACUGGGAUUACCAUAAAAAGUGUGACGAAUUCAAAAAGAAGUACCCGCGGGUUACAACUGGGUGCCCAAAAGACCCAUGGGUUCGGCAUGACAAGACGAAGGACGAAGUUGAUUCUCAGAAAGAUCCCCGAGAUUACUUCCCUUUAAAUACACGAGAUAUUGAGGCGACGUCUUCCGUUUAA